This is a messenger RNA of Pieris rapae (cabbage white), 5832 nucleotides long. RefSeq lists its product as uncharacterized. Gene Ontology annotation, biological process: cell-matrix adhesion. Gene Ontology annotation, cellular component: extracellular region; basement membrane. The record is from RefSeq and is a predicted model, not a curated record. Gene Ontology annotation, molecular function: serine-type endopeptidase inhibitor activity. The transcript is spliced from 25 exons. Lineage: Eukaryota; Metazoa; Arthropoda; Insecta; Lepidoptera; Pieridae. The coding region runs from base 183 to 4565 and encodes 1460 amino acids.
UGCUCUGUGGCCAGCGGACCAGUGUUGGCGCGACUUUCAAGAGCGAAGCACGUGUUGGUGAAAGUAGAAAUCGGCGCGAAAGCAUCGCGAGUGAUUUGUGUUGUGUUGUGUCUGUGCUACAGGAUCUUGUAAAUCUGGAGCGAUACGUUUCUUUUAGGAGAUUUCGUCUGUGUGAUGCAGCGAUGUCGACGGCGGUGAGGACGGCGCUGCUCUGCGCUGCCUUGCUCUGUUUCCAGCAAGUAAGCGCCGAGCUAAGAGGAAGGUGUCCAGCUCAGGAAAGCUCAUGUUCAGCAAGAGCAACCCCGUGCAGCAAUGACGAUGAAUGUGGCGAACAGAUUUGUUGCAACACGUCAUGUGGACAAGCCUGCGUAGACCCACUUUAUACUGGUUGUGAAAACAUAAAGCUGUCAUCAGAACGGAUUUCCCGCGCUCUCGCAGUUGAAAAUACUCGAAGCGGACGAAGGAUAAAAUCCCUGAGAUCGCCUAGAUGCAGAGCGGCGGAUGGGGAAUUCGAAGAGAUUCAGUGUGAUAAUGAAAUUGUAAGCUCCUGCUGGUGCGUUGAUCCCACUGGAUUUGAGGUUCCUGGAACUCGUGCGCCCGCGGCUGCUCUAGUAAACUGCACUCGUACAGCAUCAUGCGCUGCCCACACUUGCCGGAUGCUCUGCCCACUUGGAUUCGAACUCGACGCCCACGGUUGCCCUCUCUGCAAAUGUCGAGAUCCCUGCUCAUCUGUCACGUGUCCAGGGUCUCUAUCCUGCCAACUAGAGGAGACUCCCUGUCUCCGCCCGCCCUGCCCACCAGUCCCUACUUGUAAAAGAGGACGUAGCCUCCAAAAUAUAUGCCCAGUGGGAGAGCCUUUAUUAAUAUCCGAAACGAGUAGGCCUUUCCUCUGCGGGACUGAUCCAGGAAAACCGAACUGUCCCCCACUCUACCGGUGUUUGGUUGAAUCAGGAAACGACUAUGGCGUCUGCUGCCCUGCUUCCUUAGAACUACAAAAAGCCGGUACUUGUCCAGCUCCUUCUACCAAAGAGUUGGACUGCGGUACGCCAUGUGCUCAUGACCUCGAAUGUCCUUCAAUGCAAAAGUGCUGCGACGGAGGGGAAUGUGGAAGACAUUGCACUUUACCCCACAAUGUUACGAUGUGCACCCAGCAAAAGAUGCUGGCAGAGUUAUUGGUUGUAAGCGAGAAGGAAGGCAGGGGAUAUGUCCCUCAAUGUAUGCCUGAUGGUAGCUUCUUUUCAAAGCAGUGCUCACGGAAUGGAUUAGUUUGCUGGUGUGUAGACUCCGAAGGUAACAAACUACGAGGUUCUAUGGGGCCAUCAGCGUCAGUCCAAUGUUCUGCUACUCCCCGUCCGGCAAGAUCAGGAGCCAGGAGCCUUAAUAGCUGCGCCAGGUCACUAUGCGCAGGAGUAUGUGAAUAUGGAUACAAGACUGGUACAGAUGGAUGUCCGACCUGUGAAUGUGAUGACCCCUGCGCAGGCUACCCUUGUGGAGACGACGAAGAGUGUGUGAGAGUGAGGGACGCAGACUGUACGGGAGAUUUCUGUACUGGAUAUCCUGUGUGUCGGCCAAGGAUAUCAUAUGAAAACCCGUGCGAAGUUGGAGUCCCAAUCACCGACGAAGAGGGAUCCGUAAUAUCCUGUGGCUCUGAACAGGACUGUCCUUCUGGUCACAUCUGUUCUAUGACCAGGAGGAAUGGUGGUUCUGUCUGCUGUCCAGAUGUAACAGCUGAUAAUUCCACGGAGAGCGAAGUUAUUGAGAUUAACUUCGAGACCUGUGGACCUGAAGCUGAAGCCGUGUGCAGUAUUAACUCAACAAGCCCGUGUUUGGAUGGUAACUGUGAUGAUGGAAUGCUGUGCUGUUCAACUUCAAAUUGCGGACCCAUUUGUAUUGACUCUGAUAAAAUCAGGCUACAGACAGACAGACUGGAUGAUAUCCCAACUAUGUGUGAAUACCUACGUGACUUCGACGAAAAGAUGGAGGGUACAGUAGAUGGCAUGAAACUGGCUUUACCAGCGCCAAGCUGCAAACCUGACGGAUCCUUUACAUCACAACAAUGUGCACAAGGAAGGUGUUGGUGUGUGGACUCUUUCGGCACUGAGAUACCUGACACCUCAAGUACCAACUCUUCUGCUUUGGAUUGUGAUAAAAUUCGCUCCGACCUGUCCUGCCUUGACCUAACUUGCCGUAUGGGCUGUGACUAUGGGUUCGAGAUCGGUUCCAAUAAGUGCCCAACGUGUCGGUGUCGCGAUCCAUGCGCGGGAGUGACAUGUCCUCAGGGUCGGGCUUGCGCACUUGUUGACGUGGCCUGUGACGCCGAUUACUGUCCGCCUGUACCUGCGUGUCUCCCUCGCAAAAGUGGGCAAUGUCCAUAUCUUGUACCAUGGACGGGUGCAUGCGAAUGGGCGUGUCGGUCUGACAACGAAUGCGGCGAAGAUCAAAGGUGUUGUGCGACGGGAUGCGGCACAGCUUGCACAUCUGUUGUACAUCAUACUGCUUGUCAGCAGCGAAGAGCGCUAGCUUUACACAAAUCAGCUGAAAGUGGGAGUCCCCCAGUGUGGAGUUGGGUUCCGGAGUGUACUGAGGAUGGAUCAUACGAACGAGUCCAAUGCAAAGGUUCUGAAAAAACCUGUUGGUGUGUGGAUACCAUGGGCAACGAGAUAGCCGGAACACGCGUAUCAAACUCCACCCCACCAUGUGAUGCCCCAGUCGAAUGUCCAUUGCCCCACUGCGAACACGACGACGUGUGUACCCAUGGGAGAGUGUUGGAUGCCAGGGGAUGUCCCACCUGCACCUGCAGAGACCCUUGCGCCGAAGCUAAGUGUAGGGAUGAUGAGACCUGCGACCUGGUUCCAGUGGAUUGCGAGGGAGAGUCAUGCCCGCCAUUAGUUAGAUGUUCUCCAUCUCCUCAAUGCCCGGAAGGAGAACCCUUAUCAGCCCCUGAUGGUUCUGGAGUUCUCCUCUGCGGUCCUAGCGCUGCGGCCUGCCCUUCCACUCAUGCAUGCCGCUUCGCUCCUCACGAUUCUAGACCUUCAGUGUGCUGUCCUAAACCACGAACUGUAUGUUUCGAAAACAAAGACGAAGGAGAUUGUCCGGAUGGCAAAGGUUUGAACACGACAAGAUGGUAUUUCCACCACGAGAGAAAUCGGUGCGAAAGGUUCAAAUACAACGGCUGUUCUGGCACACACAAUAACUUCCGCACUAAGGAAGAAUGUAACGCAGUCUGCCCUGUGAAGGGAGAGCCAGAAAAUAAUAGCCAAAAGAAGAUUGGACCUAAAUUAAUUGAACAAAAAGUUCUAAGUCCAUGCGAGCGUCUACGAGAGAAAAACGAAGCGGCGUCACAAAAGUACGGUAAAGGCACCUUCAUACCCAAGUGUGACGUGUCUGGCGCUUGGGAACCAGUGCAGUGCAUGUCGCAUAUUGAUGUAUGUUGGUGUGUAAACGGUCGCGGUGAGCCUCAAAAGGGGUCAUUAGUGCGCGGCGCGAAGCCGACCUGCAACUUCCGGCAGGCCCGGAAGUGGGUUAGACGAGAUCCGCUUGACGAAAGAGCAAGGGCUGACGAAGUGCUAGAAGAGCUAAUACGACAGAUGACAACAUAUCGAAUAGAUGACUUCAACGACGACAUAGAAGACUUUGACAGCAAUGAGCUAUUAGACCAGAAUGACGAACCAGCUUCCACUGAAUCUGAAGACACUUCAGUUCUAACGGAGGCCGUCGAACCAAGAAUUGCACAGACAACGAAAAAAGAUGUACCGAUAGUUGUGAGAGAACGACCCGUAUUUAAGACCAAAUGUCAAAUGAUGCAGGAAGAGAUAGAGAAUGGUGGCGAGGGCUGGAAUCCUAGAUGCAUGUCAGACGGAUCAUUUUCGCCACGGCAAUGUUCGCGCGGUCGUUGCUGGUGUGUCGAUGCGGCCGGACAACGUCGGCCUUCAAAUAAUUUAAUAACUGACUUAUCUGAUUCCGAUCCUUGUGAAAUUACACAAAUAGAGUCUGCUCUCCUUGAACUCGAGCUCAUUGGAGCUGACAAUGCUGCUGGCGAAAGAGCUCGUUCGACCCUAUCUUCCCAUCUAACGUCUCUUGGUGCACGCGUUCCGGUAACAAUCGUAAAAGAACGCAACGCCAUUAAGCUGCGUGCUUUGUUGCCGGGCCCAAGAUCAGCUGAUUUAGUAUACCAUUUGGAAUCUAUGGUGAAACAAGAAAAGAUGGAAGGCCUUAAAACAGGCGAUGGUGUUCUUGGCGCUGAUGUUAUACGAAGCGAAUACCGUCUUGCUGCAACUCCACCUUCACCCGCCAUGCAAAGGGAGAUUGUAAGCGAGUCGACUGUAUCUGCAGCUACAUCUUAUCACACAGCGUUAAUCGUUCUGGCAGCUACAUCUGCCUUUAUUAUAAGCGUCCUUUGUGUACUUGUAAUGUUGUAUCGAGCCCGACUACAAAGAGAACCCCAUAAAGCAGAAAGGUUUCUACCCGCAGCACCACCUGUAUAUGUCCUCUCAGCUGACGAGAAGGCGGAACUUGCGAGGGUACUUCAUGCACCUCCGACCAACGAUGACCAUUCCAGAGUAUAAAAUUGAUAGGUUAUCGAAAGGGCUAUGAGACUUUCAAUGGCUUUAAGUCAAUGUAAUAUAUUUAUAUUUUAAAAAAUCUAUCGACUUCGUGCCUAUCAAAUACGGUUUAAGUAUCAUAGGGUCCAAUUGGCUGUUUCAUACCUGAUAGAUAUUCCUAUAGAUUUAUUUAAAAAAUCCAAAUAUUGUUUGUAUUCUUUUUUAUUUCACCUUAUAAUAAUAGUUAAAUUUUGUAUUUGUCUUCAGAAAAUAUCACAUCAUUGUACUUUAGGCACAAAGCUAGUUUCAAUCUUCCAUUUGAUUAUAAGGGAUGACUUCAUAAAGGCUGCAAAGGAAGCUAUAAUAAGUGUUGGUAUUAUAUAAAUAAGUUAGAGUAAGUUAUAUAAGCGAAUCGGCGUGCGUCGGUUAAACUCGAUUAUUUCGACGAACGUCCUUACGCCCUUAAUUUAGUUUCGUCAAGUUUUCCUCUUAAAUUUUAAAUUAAAAAUAAAAUGAUACUACUAAAUUUACUAUAUAAUUUCUUGAAAGUCUUUGAAUAUUUAUAGAGCAAGACUUGGCGUUUAACUAAUCUAGUCUAUUUCUCUUUACACAAAAUGUCUUUCCUGUUUGUACAGAAUAUCUUAUAAUACCUUGUAUAGGCUUUAAAAUGGUGGGAAAUUCAUUUUUAAAAAUAUACUACAUGUAAGGAAAAUUAAAUACGAAGAGUCAUCACUUAAAUACCAAUAUGAUAAGCAAUGACUGAUACGGUGGGAGAUCUUUCGAAAAUUCCAUAUCUAUUAAAUUUUCAUUAUAAGGUAAAGAAGAAAUAAGAUAUCUGCUAGUAUUUAUGACUCUAAGCAUCUGAUUAUAUUUCAUUAAUGCUAAAUACAUUUUUAAACAUUCUUAAAUCAAAAAUUUAAUAAUCUGCCGUAGAGAAUUGUACCUAUUUUAAUGCUUUAACAUUUAAUUUAACAAAAUAUUAUAUAUUAUUUUAUUCAAUUCAUUAUACUUUGAUUUUAUAUGCAUGCAACUGUUUAGUUUUAUUGUAAAUAAAAUAUUUUAUUAAAAAUUUCUAUUUUUAAAUGUUCUAUUACAAUAUAGGUAUUGCAGCUUUAGAAGAAAAUGAUGCAGUAAUAAUAAUAUUCACAAUACUUGUAUUUCUACAGGCAAUCUUGAUAUUCUUUUUAUUUUAAUUGCGCGAAUUUUAUUUGUUAUAGAAUUUAAAAUACGUUAGCAAGCUAAUAUUAUUGUGUUGUUUCAUUAAGUAAAAUAAAAAUUUGGAAAAGAAAGU